CCCCCCUCCGCUGCCCCCUGACGUCAGCGCGGCGGCGGAGGGCGCGGACCUCGCACUCGGCGGCGCCGCUCGGCGGGGAAGCAUGCGGCUCCUCUGCGCGCUCCUGCUGGCCGCCUGCUGCCGCCGCGCCGCGGGUGUGCUUGGAGAGGCCGAGCCGCCCGAGCCCGAGCUGGUGGAGGUGGAGGUGGGCAGCACAGCCCUCCUCCGGUGCGGCCCCUCCCAGGCCCAGGGCAACCUCAGCUACGUGGACUGGUUUUCCGUCCACAGGGAGAAGCCCGUACUCAUCUUCCGCGUGCUGCAGGGCCAGGGUCAUAGCGUGGCCGGGGAGUACGAGCACCGGCUCAGCCUGCGGGAGGCGGGGGCGGCGCUGGCCCUCACCCACGUCACCCCUCACGACGAGCGUGUCUUCCUGUGCCAGGCCAAGCCCCCGGGGCCCGGGGAGCACCGCCUCCAGCUCCGCGUCUACAAAGCUCCAGAGGAGCCGAGCAUCCAGGCCAACACCCAGGGCAUCUCGGUGAACAGCCCGGAGCCUGAGGAGGUUGCUACCUGCGUGGGGAGGAAUGGGUACCCCGUCCCGCAAGUGGUCUGGUACAAGAACGGACAGCCCCUGAAGGAGCAGAAGGACCGGGUGCACAUCCAGUCGUCGCAGACGGCGGAGUCCAGUGGCCUGUACACCCUACGGAGCGUCCUCCAGGCCCAGCUGCGCAAGCAGGACCGGGACGCGCGCUUCUACUGCGAGCUCAGCUACCGGCUGCCCAGCGGGAGCCACAUGAAGGAGUCGCCAGAGGUCACGGUCCCCGUCUUCUACCCCGCGGAGACCGUGUGGCUGGAGGUGGCGCCCGCGGGGCCGCUGAAGGAAGGGGACCGCGUGGAGAUCCAGUGUCUGGCGGACGGCAACCCCCCGCCGCACUUCAGCCUCAGCAAGCAGGACCCCGGCACCUUGGAGCUGGUGGAGGAGCGGACCCUGGAGGACGGGGUGCUGGUGCUGGCGCCGGCGCGCAGGGAGCACAGCGGGCGCUACCAGUGCCAGGGCCUGGACCUGGAGAGCUCGGCCUCGCUGCUGAGCGCCCCGCGGGAGCUGCGGGUGGACUUCGUGUCUGAUGUCCGCGUGCGCCCCGCCGCCCCGGAAGCCCACGAGGGUGGCAACCUCACACUCACCUGCCGGGCGGAGAGCAGCCAAGAGCUGGAGUUCCAGUGGCUGAGGGAGGAGACCGGCAAGGUGCUGGCGCCGCAGUCGGUGCUGGAGUUGCAGAACCUGGACCGGGAGGCGGGGGGCGGCUACCGCUGCGUGGCCUCGGCGCCCCGCGUGCCCGGCCUCAACGCCACGCGGCUGGUCAGCGUGGCGGUUUUCGGCCCCCCGUGGAUGGCGCUGAGGGAGAGGAAGGUGCGGGCGCCGGAGGACGCGCUGCUGAACCUGACCUGCGUGGCGUGGGGGCACCCGAGGCCCACCAUCACCUGGAGCGUGGGCGGCACGGCCAGUGAGCAGAACCAGGGCCCCCAGGGCGUCCUGAGCCUCCUGAGUGUCCGCGUGACCCCGCAGCUGGUGGAGACAGGCGCCCAGUGCGUGGCCUCCAACACCCUGGGCAGGAACUCCACACGCUUCCUCCUGGAGCUGGGUAAGGCCUGCCCCUUGGGGAGGGCCUGGGCUCCUGCGUUUCCAAACCUCCACCCAUCCCUCUCCGUCUCCCCAGCCUGCAACAGAAGCACUGGGCCCAGCACCGCCACCGUCGGGCCUCACACCAGAGCCAACGGCACCACCACGGAGAAGAAGCUGCCCGAGCCCCAGAGCAAGGGCGUGGUCAUCGCGGCCGUGACCGUGAGCCUGCUGGUCCUGGCGCUGCUGGGCGCCGUCCUCUGCUUCUUCCACAAGAAGGGCAAGCUGCCCUGCGGGCGCUCGGGCAAACAGGACAUAACGCUGCCCCCCUCUCAUAAGAGCACAUUUGUAGUUGAAGUUAAGUCAGAUAAGCCCCCCGAAGAGAUGGGCCUCCUGCAGGGCAGCCGCGCUGACCAGAGGGCGCCCGGAGACCAGGGGGAGAAGUACAUCGAUCUGAGGCACUAGCGGAGCUGGACCCCUCCCCGCCGCCCCUGCUCGCCGGCCCCAGCACUCAGGACACUCGGAGUCACAAAGCCUCUACCGUGGACGACAGAUGGCGCCCCUCUCCCGCCUCCCUCCCACUGUGCAGGGUCCUGGCGGCCCUCCUCGGGGACCACACUGUCCACCUGUGGAGGGGCGCUCGCCCCGGCGGCCUCGGUCGGGAGGGCGAGUUCCGCCCGAACACCUGCUCGGUCACGGACUGGGGCCCCGCCUGCCCAGCCGGGGCUCCGGGCGCUGUCUCAGGGGACUUGCUGCCCCAGGUGCCUCCCAGUUCCGCUGUGUGGCUGCGCGAGGGGCUGGGCCAGGCCCUCCACUGGGGCGGGAAGCCUGCAGGCUCCCCGGGGCCUGGCAGUGUCUGGAAGCAGUGGCCCCUUCCCGGGUGGAGCCCUUCAGAUCCAGCUGUGGCCCAGCAGUGGAGCCGCCGCGUCCUACAGGCCCGGAGCUGUGCACUUGGCUCCGGGUCAGACAGGGUGAGAGCAGGGGACGGGGUCCCUGUGCCCUUUAAGGGGACAAGGUUAGUUACCCCAGCACCAAACUCUAUGGAAGGCCCUGGAGGGAGGCUGGGAAACAGGCCAGAGCUGGUAUAGUGUGUGUGUGUGUGUGUGUUUGUUAGGUUGUGUGUAUCUUGCAAAUAGUUACACACACACACACACACACACACACACACACAAUAAAGCUUAGUUGUCCGGGAAACCGUACACGUUUCAUUCUCUGUGGGAACCACAGCGCCUGGGCUCCAAAUGGACCGGCCCAGGAGGAACCCCCUUCCCUGAGGCGCGGGCUCUGCCGCCUGUGCCAACCCUCCAUCCCCACCAAAGACAAGCGCUCAGGUCAACUACAACAGAAGAAACUUUAUUUAAAAAUACUUUACAGACGUGGGUGCUUGAAAAAGCUCUAGUUCACUGUAUAUAAAUGACAUUAAUAAAUAACAUUAGUAUGACAGUCCUUGGACACAUCUUAAAGCUCUGCUCUUCUCCGUAGGAAUAUUUACCUCUGUUUUUAUUCUUCCCAAGUGAGAAAGAUUAAAUACUAUGAACAUAAAGUUUCUUAUAUUAAUGACACUUUUAAGAUCAGUUCUGAGGACAGGCUGUGGUCAGCUCUGCUGCCUCUUCUGGGGAACCGAGCCCAGAGGCACGCACUGCUCCUGCUCUGAGCCAGGCUCCGCGGGGCCGGAGGUGGAGGCAGGUCAGGAUCCCCAAAG
Messenger RNA from Pipistrellus kuhlii (Kuhl's pipistrelle), 3296 nucleotides. RefSeq names its product melanoma cell adhesion molecule (gene MCAM). Gene Ontology annotation, cellular component: plasma membrane. Gene Ontology annotation, biological process: angiogenesis. The record is from RefSeq and is a predicted model, not a curated record. The coding region runs from base 83 to 2059 and encodes 658 amino acids. Lineage: Eukaryota; Metazoa; Chordata; Mammalia; Chiroptera; Vespertilionidae. The transcript has 14 exons.